CUGGGCCCGGGUUGGCGAUGAUUUACUCCCGUUUCUUAGCCAAGACCCGGACCGCCCUCCGCCUUCGCAGCCCCUUGGCUCGGCAAUGCAUCGCGGAAUUCCUGGGGGUGUUCGUCUUGAUCGUGUUAACGCUGAGCGGAACUGCGCAGUCUGUCACCAGCGAAGGGACAAAGGGAGGCUACAUGAGUUCAGCCCUGGUUUCCGGCAUCGCUGUGAUGCUGGCAAUCCACGUCUCGGGCGGCGUCUCAGGAGGGCAUUUGAACCCGGCCUUCUCGCUAGCCAUGUGUCUGCUAGGUCAAUUCCCAUGGUGGAAGAUGCCAAUCUAUGGGGCCAUUCAGAUCCUGGGCUCUUUUAUAGGCGCCAGCGCCGUCUACGCUCUGUACUAUGAUGCUAUCCAGAGCUAUAGCAAUGGGACCCUGGCAGUCACCGGUCCGCGUGAAACUGCCUCCAUCUUUGCCACCUACCCAGCUCCCUACCUGUCGAUACGCAACGGCUUCCUUGACCAGACGUUGGGGACGGGGAUGCUGGUUUUGAGCAUCCUGGCCCUCCUGGACUCCCGCAACAAGAGCAUGCCACCAGGGCUGCAGCCGUUGGGCGUGGGCUUGCUGGUCCUGAUGCUCAGUCUGGCCAUGGGAGCCAACUGCAGCUGUGCCAUCAACCCAGCUAGGGACUUGGGCCCGCGGCUCUUCACCUACGUGGCCGGCUGGGGCCCCCAGGUGUUCAGUGCUGGAAAUUACUGGUGGUGGGUGCCUGUGGUGGCCCCGAUGGUGGGAGCAGCAACCGGGACGGCCAUAUACCAGUUUGGGGUUGAGUUUCACCACCCGCCAGCUCAGGACGAGGCGGAGGAGGACCUGUCCACCGAGAAGCCUCACCCAAGAAUGGAGAAGGAGAUAGAAAUCCCAGUUUAUGCCGUGAACGUGUACGCCGAGUCCUGGAAAGACGAAAGCACGGAGGCCGUCCCGGCUGGCAAGCCUGGCCAAUGGAAAUCGGCCAAUUCGAGUUGA
Messenger RNA from Elgaria multicarinata webbii, 1004 nucleotides. It is a transcript of the gene AQP10, whose product is annotated as aquaporin 10. The transcript is spliced from 6 exons. Gene Ontology annotation, molecular function: urea transmembrane transporter activity; water channel activity; glycerol channel activity. Gene Ontology annotation, biological process: glycerol transmembrane transport; water transport. Lineage: Eukaryota; Metazoa; Chordata; Lepidosauria; Squamata; Anguidae. Gene Ontology annotation, cellular component: basolateral plasma membrane; plasma membrane. The coding region runs from base 18 to 1004 and encodes 328 amino acids. The record is from RefSeq and is a predicted model, not a curated record.